Cooperia oncophora is the source of this 891-nucleotide messenger RNA. Lineage: Eukaryota; Metazoa; Nematoda; Chromadorea; Rhabditida; Trichostrongylidae. The record is from the annotation of a GenBank genome assembly.
AUGGAUACACCAUCAAAUUCCGUACCGAAUAAUGUGCGACAUCGACGAUUUCUUGUCCUUGACCGACAUAAGCAAUCCCAACCACAGCGUCUUGAUGACAUCGGGGACGAGUACAGUCCAAGGAGUAUUGACAGUCCGAUACAGCCAUCUGCUCCUGUUCAAUUUGCACCUGCGACAGUUGCAAUUCAAGUCGAGGAUGAAGAAGGAUUUAAGAUAGAGGACCUGGAUACGAUGGAAGAGUUCCAACCUUCGCCUUCCGUCAGAAGCAAAAAGGACGACGAUCUGAAGUCGGAGCUGUCGUUCAUUAUGAAAGAAAAGCUGCACGUCAUGGCUAGGGAGGUACAAAGAAGGACAUCUGCUGUGCGAGAGAGUCUGAUCAAAGAAGAGCCCGAGGAUACGUUCUCCACCACCUCAGCGUCUGUACCGACGGAAGAGCAGCAACCAAGCUUGAUGUCCCUUAUUGGGUUGCAAAAAGAGGGUCAAGACGAUGCAGAGGAUGAGGAAAAGUGGCAAUGUCGGCUGCCAGAGACCCUACAUCCAUAUGGCCGAAUUUACAUGACAUGGCUGUUCUUGGUGACGAGCGCCUUUCUUUACAAUGCAUACUGUAUUCCGCUCAGAAGUUCGUAUCCCUACCAAACUAAAUCGAAUCUUCUCUACUGGCUGAUACUGGAUUACACCUGUGAUAUCAUCUAUUUCAUCGAUAUGGUUCUUAUCAAGCCGAGACUCAGGUUCAUGAAAGGAGGGAUAUCAGUCAAGGCACGUGAUGAGACGUUGAAGCACUACUUGAUGAGUUCGGUGUUCAAACUUGAUUUAUUCGCAAUGAUUCCCACAGAUCUCAUUUACAUCUACACUGGUCCUACACCAAUCUGGAGACUGAAUAAGCUGACAAAG